Messenger RNA from Neoarthrinium moseri, 1050 nucleotides. RefSeq lists its product as uncharacterized. The record is from RefSeq and is a predicted model, not a curated record. The transcript has a single exon. Bases 1 to 1050 code for a protein of 349 amino acids. NCBI's taxonomy places the organism in Eukaryota, Fungi, Ascomycota, Sordariomycetes, Amphisphaeriales, Apiosporaceae.
AUGCCCUCGACUCGUGCACAAUCCUCGAAGGAGGCCCAUCAGGACACUGUGCACACAAAGGCGGAAGAGAAGCCAAACAACGGAAAACAUGGCAGUGGAAACGGGGAGCCUGCAUCCAUCGGCCAGGGCACGGAAAAGAGUGAAAGCACUGAGAAAGACGUAAAGAUCGUCCCAUCAGUACCACAUAAGCGCAAAACAAGUGAGGCUGAUAAAGGGGCAACUUCGCCUCCACCAGCAAAGGCGGCGCGGCAGUCUCCCUCUCCCAAGGCGGAGGCCGAUGAGGCCGGGUCAUCACCAACAGCCUCACAAGUCCUGCACUUUCUCCUAUCUGACACACCCCUACCCUACACAGUCCCGGAGAGCGAGGCGUCCACCCCGAAGGAGGUCCGCAUCUACGCCUCGGCGCGGCUCAGCGCCUUCGAGGAGCUGCUGGCCGCCGUGGUGCUCUCGCGGCCCAUCUCGCACAGGCUCGGUCAGCGCACCAUUCGGACCAUGCUCAAUGAGCCGUACAGCUUCCACACGCCGGGCGCCAUCAGGAAGGCCGGGAAGGACAAGGUCCUCCAGUCGCUGUGGGACGCGCGCACGCAGCACAAGGACAAGACUGCAGAUCAGGCGUUCGGGCUGGCCGAGGUUGUCACGGAGAUGUGGGCCGAGUCGGACGACGACGGGAGCCUCGACGCCUGCAGAGAGCAGGCCGGACAUGAUGUGGAGAAGGAGCGCGAGUGGCUGAAGAAAUCCGUCAAGGGGCUCGGUGAUACCGGGUUGGAUAUCUUCUGCCGGCGAGUCCAGUGGCUCUGGGAGGAGUUGUACCCAUUCGUGGAUAAGCGCACCGCUGAUGCUUUGGAGGAGCUGGGGUUGCCGAAGACAGCGGAAGAUCUCAGGGACUUGAUAGCAAGCGAAUGGGCUGCGCUAGAGAUUGGGGACCUUGGAGUCGAGGAUGAGGACCAGCGAAAGAGACGAGCUUUUGUCCUGGUGCUUGAGAAAGCUGUCGGGGCGAGCCUGGAGAAAGGCGUAGAAAAGGUCAAGAGGGAGGCUGCGAAGUCGACGUAG